Messenger RNA from Penicillium canariense, 972 nucleotides. RefSeq lists its product as uncharacterized. The record is from RefSeq and is a predicted model, not a curated record. Bases 1 to 972 code for a protein of 323 amino acids. NCBI's taxonomy places the organism in Eukaryota, Fungi, Ascomycota, Eurotiomycetes, Eurotiales, Aspergillaceae. The transcript has a single exon.
AUGGAACUAUGGCCUAUACCUCGCUGUUUCAUGCCAGAAUUCACCUGGUCGGACAAUGACGUCCGACCAAUCUCGAAUGAACAAAUCCCACCAACGCCUCUACCAAUAUCCCCCCGACUCCGCCGACUCUGGGGUUUCCUGCACAAAUACCUGCGCCGCUUUUCUAGGUCUUACUGCGGCCGGGUCGGGAUCACAUACGAUAAUCAAAUUGCCCAACUUCCGUUUGGACUGAUCUUGAAAUGGUCUGAUGGCACCCGAUUAGAAGAAGUUCUGGCCAUGCAAGUCGCACGAAGAGCUGGCUUUCCGGUCCCUCGAGUUAUUUGUUACGGGGAACAUCCUGAUACACCACACGUGCCCGUCUCGAUUCCUAUGACUCGCGUGCCAGGCCAAGAGCUGGGGCAAGCAUACGAGAAACUGAGUAACGAGGAUCAAAAGUCGGUUUUACAAGAACUCAAAGUCUACUUGGAGGUGAUUCGUGGAUGGUCAAAUCCGUGGGGCGGGAACAGAAUACGCUCUCUGUUGGGCAUUGCAAUUAGGAGCGUUCGCGUUCCCAACCACUACGCUGGCCCCUUUGAAUGCGAGGAAGAGUUCAACGACUAUCUCAUCCAACCUUCUUGGUCUGGCGGCUUUCCGUCUGAGGUAGCAUAUAAAGAUGCUCUUGGUCUGGCCAGAGGUAUGCGAAAAUUAUCGCAUAGCAUUGUUUUUACCCAUGGGUAUCUAAAACCGCAUAACAUCAUGGUUGAGGGCGGGCGGAUAACAGGCUUCCUGGACUGGGAAUCGGCAGGCUGGUAUCCUGACUACGGGGACUUUACUACAGCAUUGCGAUUCACACGGGAGGAUCCCUGGUGGUAUAGUUUCGUCAUUGAACUUUGCGGCGGCUUGUACUUGGCGGAAUUGGAAUGUGAACGUGCAUUGACUUCUCUAACAAAUGCAUCCUAUUUUGGUAACGCCUACGGUGGACUCCUGGUUUGA